Loxodonta africana (African savanna elephant) is the source of this 1325-nucleotide messenger RNA. It is a transcript of the gene SLC67A1, whose product is annotated as solute carrier family 22 member 18. Gene Ontology annotation, biological process: transmembrane transport. Lineage: Eukaryota; Metazoa; Chordata; Mammalia; Proboscidea; Elephantidae. The transcript is spliced from 10 exons. Gene Ontology annotation, molecular function: transmembrane transporter activity. The record is from RefSeq and is a predicted model, not a curated record. Bases 32 to 1306 code for a protein of 424 amino acids. Gene Ontology annotation, cellular component: nuclear envelope.
ACUCAGCUCCCUCCGGGUCUCCCUGCCCAGAAUGCGGGGAGCCAGAGGCCCCAGGGGCCAGGGCCAGCCUCCCAGCAAGAUGGGCGCUCUGGACCGGCCGGGGGUCCUCCUGCUCACCUAUGUGCUGGCUGCGUUGGAACUCACCUGCCUCUUCAUGCAGUUCUCCACCGUGCCAUACCUGGCCCGAAGGCUGGGCCUGGACUCCAUCGCCUUUGGCUACCUGCAGACCAUCUUCGGAGUGCUCCAGCUGCUGGGCGGGCCCGUGUUCGGCAGGUUCGCAGACCAGCGCGGAGCGCGGGCCGCGUUCACGCUGUCCUUCCUGGCGGCCUCGGCGCUCUUCGGGCUCCUGGCGGCCGCCUGCAGCCCGGCCCUGCCCGGCGUCGCCUUGCUCUUCGCCUCGCGCCUGCCCAGCGCGCUCAUGCACACGCUGCCAGCCGCUCAGAUGGUGAUCACCGACCUGACCCCGCCCGAGGAGCGGCCCGAGGCCCUAGGCCGGCUCGGCCUCUGCUUCGGCGUCGGCGUCAUCCUCGGCUCCCUGCUCGGCGGGACCCUGAGCACCGCGUGCGGGAUUCAUUGCCCCGCUCUCGUGGCGAUUGCUGCCAACCUCCUGGGUGCCGUCCUCAGCUUCACCUGCAUCCCGACCAGCACCAAAGGGGCCAGUGUGGAUGCUCAGGCCACCCCGCCAGGUGGACCCAAGGCCAGCGUGUUUGACCUGAAGGCCAUCACCCGUCUGCUGCUGCUGCCCGGUGUCCUGCCUGUCUUCCUCAUCAAGGUGGUCUCCGGCUUCCCCUCAGGUAUCUUCAUGGUCAUGUUCUCCAUCAUCUCCAUGGACUUCUUCCAGCUGGAGGCUGUCCAGGCCGGCUACCUCAUGUCCUACUUCGGGGUCCUGCAGAUGGUCAUCCAAGGCCUGGUCAUCGGGCGGCUGAGCAAUCGCUUCUCUGAGGGCACCCUGCUCCGUGCCAGCGUGCUGGCCUUCACAGUCACGGGACUGGCCAUGGCGUUGAUGUCCAGCGUCUUCCACUUCUGCCUCGUGGUGCCUGGCCUGGUCUUCAGCCUGUGCACACUCAACGUGGUCACCGACAGUGUGCUGACCAAGGCCGUCUCUGCCUCGGACACGGGCACCAUGCUGGGCCUCUGCGCUUCCGUGCAGCCGCUGACCCGCACCCUGGGGCCCACCCUGGGUGGCUUCCUGUAUCACGGCUUUGGUGUGGCCAUCUUUGGACAUGUUCAGGUGGCCAUCAACCUCCUGGUCCUCCUGGCACUCUGGAGGAAGCCUGUGCCCCAGGAGAGGGACAAGCUCCGGUGACCGCGGGCCCCAGGCACAC